AUGGAUUAUAGAAGAGCUCAACGAAAUUUGCAGUUAGUAAAUGGUAAUAAUAUUGAUAAUGAUUUGAAAGAGACUACAGAACUUCAAGAAAAAGAAAGACAUCCAGAAGAGGAGGCUCUAAUUAGUACACAGGUUCCGUCCCUAAAGUUUUCACAGUCAUCAGCAUCAAGUCCUGAAGAUAACAGGAGGAUAUAUAGUAGUAGUAGAAUAAGUUCCCCGGUGAAGCCCAUGGGAUUGAUAGCUGUUGAGUCUAAUAUUAUUCCAGAAGUAAAUGAUGAGGAUAAACACACAUCAGUACCUAUAGAGGUUGAAGGAACUGAGAAUAUUGUUAUUAAUGAUGACAAGAACGAUAAUGAUAUACCUGUGGGAGAUGGCAAAUCCGUUCUAAAAUCUAGAGAUGUCGAAGUUAAGAGCAACGAUGUUUCACGUAUAGAACUAGCUAAGAGUGAUGAUAUAGUACAAGAUGAUAACUUUCUGAUUAGUACACAAAUUCAAAGUCGAUUGGAUAUAGUUAAUCGUGAUUCUGAAAUGAAAGGCAAACUGAGUCAAUUCAGAUAUGCUACAAAUAAUAAUACUGAAUCCACCUCUGGUGGCAACACAGCAACGAUAAAUAACAGUAGUAGACUGACCUCUGGAUCAUCUAUGAUUGAUGAACCCAAACAAAAGAAGAUUAGAACUUGUGUAAAAAAGAAGGAAGUUACUAAAUUAACCAGAGCCCAAGAUCUUUUAAAAAAACUAUCUGGUAAGCAUAGAAAAGUUCGUGAUAUAUUAAAGGGACAGCAAGAGGCAGAUAAAAAGAAGCCUAGAGGUAAAAUACAGUUGCAGCCUUCUAAGUCGUUUGAUGUAUAUAAUGCUGAAGAAUGGAAAAAUAUUAGUUGCCAAAUAUUGAAGAAUUUUCCGAGAAGUAAUACCCAAGAUGUCAAGGAUAUCUUUUGCUAUUUGUAUGGUGAUUGUGAUGCACUAGAUAUGUGGGGGUCCUCUCAGAAGCCACCUGAAGAGUUGAUGUCACAGUACCAACCAAAUAAAUUGCAUCUAACCCAGAAUAAAAAGAAUGAUUCUGCAAGUAGCACAGAUAUGAUGAAAUUAUUAUCCUUAUCACAAGUUAUGGAAGAUACAACAGAUCACGAAAAGAGCCUGUUGAUUGUUGAUGAAAAUGUCGCUGAAAAUAUAAAUUCGUGUGACGAACAAAGCUUUUAUAUAACUCAAGAAAAUACUGUACAUGGAGACGGUAUCGAUUUGAGGAAUUUUAGCCACGACUCAGUAGUUGACAUUCCCGAUAAAAAUUUGGAUGAAGAUAAAACUGAAGCUGAAGUACAACCACCCAACAAGAAAACCGAUGCUAUUGAAAUCGAAUCUAAUAGUAUUUCUGAGAUGGACGAUAAUGUAGUUUCAAAUCCAACAAGAGUUAAUGAGCAUGACUCGAAUUGCGAUGAAGAUAUAAUAUUUUAUGAUAGUAUGGAUGAAAUGAGGGUUGAAUUCCCUACUGUGGAACAACAUAAAUUGAAUCAGUUUAAUUUUGUACCACCAUCACCGACAUUAAUACCAUUAAAUGAGACCUUGACCAAACCUACCAAAGAUUAUAAAGAUGAUGAGAUUGAUUUAACACAGGCAUCAUUCACUGUCUCGAAUGAGUUAAUUUCUCCAAUUAAACCUGAGACUGUGAUUCCAAAAGAGAGCACACCUAGAAAAGUAGGCGAUCAGACUAGUGUCACCGGUACAAUUCAGGUACCUGCCACGCGAGCCCCAACAUUAUCAUAUAGUGAUAAAUUGUAUAACGUUUCGCGAGAUGAAUAUAUAGUUAAUGCUAGAUUAUCGAACGUGGCUUGUGAAAGGGUACGUAACGGAGAAUUACCUUUCAAAUUCCCAAAUGAUUCAAAUUCGAACUCUAUUGUUAAUUCUGAUGAUACUAUAAUAUACGACUCGGACGUUUAUAAUUAUAAAAAUCUCAAUUGUGAUGAAGAUAAAGAACGUAAUAUAUUUGAAUUAAAAUAUUCUGCAAAACAAGAAAUACAACUAGAGACAUCAGAGCCCCCUAUAGAGCUAGUAUCUGAGUCUAAAAGAGUAGAAAAUGUAAUAGUAUCACAAUCCUCUGCUCAGGACCUUAGAAGACAAAUGAAGGAAAUUGGAUUAAGGCCUGUUCGAACUAAAAGUGAGAUGAUUAGCUCAUUAGAGAGUGCAUCACAAAUUCUUGGAACUACUGGUGUUGCAGGCAAUUUUAGUACAAGACAAGUGUUAUAUGAUCAUCUAACAAAAUUGAUUAAGAAUGAACCAUCACUAUUAGAGAGAAUACAAACUUUUCAACCUAUAUUACUGGAAGAAUUUAUGUAUGAAUUGAACGAGUUGGAUCCCUUAGUGAACCUGAUAGAUGAGUCAACAAUACAGAGCUGGGCGGAUGCUAAUGGAGUCAGUCUUAAACGUAGUUAA
Molecule: messenger RNA, 2424 nt
Organism: Maudiozyma barnettii
Lineage: Eukaryota; Fungi; Ascomycota; Saccharomycetes; Saccharomycetales; Saccharomycetaceae
Gene: SLX4
Product: Slx4p
Exons: 1
Coding region: 1-2424 (807 amino acids)
Biological process (GO): DNA replication; DNA repair
Cellular component (GO): Slx1-Slx4 complex; nucleus
Source: RefSeq, a predicted model, not a curated record